This is a messenger RNA of Fonsecaea multimorphosa CBS 102226, 588 nucleotides long. RefSeq lists its product as uncharacterized. The transcript has 2 exons. The record is from RefSeq and is a predicted model, not a curated record. NCBI's taxonomy places the organism in Eukaryota, Fungi, Ascomycota, Eurotiomycetes, Chaetothyriales, Herpotrichiellaceae. The coding region runs from base 1 to 588 and encodes 195 amino acids.
AUGGCCGAAUCAGGUUCAGAAAGCAGAUAUCCUUUGCUCAUCUUCAUCGUUGGUCUCCCCGGGUCCUUUGCGCACGAGAUCGGCCAGCAAAUCGCACACGAAUACGGCUUCUACUUCAUGGGUCUCACGCGCCAGUCCGCCGCGCCGCCGGAGGGGCAAAUAGAGGCGCUACAGCUGCUCACCGGCGACGACGGCAGCAACAGCAGCAGCAACAACUACGACAGCAGCGGCAACGUCCGGCCGUGCCUCGUCAUCGAGGGCGAGCCGCGCGAAUUGCCGGCCUUCUGCGACCCCGGCCAGCAGCAGCACCGCCUGUUGAUCUUGUGCGAUGGACCCCGAUUCCUCGCUGGCCUCGCUGGCCAUGUCUUCCCGGGCGAGGUCCUCAGUCUGGACACCGGGGCCCACGGCGACUUGGACGAGUGCUGGGCCCGCUGCCGGGAAAUGCUGCAGAAUAGUACCGCAUUCCGCGCGUUGCUGGACGAGAUCGAGUGGGAUUUUGAGACCAUGGCGGACGAGAAUCAGGCUGGAGAGAGCAAGGGCAAUGGCAAUGGCAAUGGCAAUGAGGACGGGGACGAGCCUGCAGCAUGA